AUGUUCCUGCUUCUCCUUUUAACAACACCCGUGUGGGCGGAUAUAGCCACAUACGGAUAUCAUCCCAAAGGUGCGAAUCCAACAUUGUACUCCCCUGAAGACAGUGUUCUUCAACUCGAUGAGGUUACAUUCAAUGAUACAAUUUUUGGAUCACAGUCUGGUGAUGCAGGAUAUCUUGUGGAGUUCUAUUCUGACUGGUGUGGCCAUUGUCGAGCAUUUGCUCCAACCUACAAAAAUCUCGCAAAAGAUGUCGAUGGCUGGCAGAAUAUUGUCAAAAUCGCUGCGAUCAACUGUGCAGAUCCGGUCAAUGAGCACGUGUGCCGAUCAAAUGGUGUCCGAUUCUUCCCAUUGAUCAAGUAUUUCCCACGUGACUCUAUCAACUCCACAGAGGGAUCUCAAAUUAAACCAUACUCAACUGUUUCUGAGAUGAGAGGGCAACUAACGAAAGCUGUUAUGGAUGAUUAUGCAUUGAAUCGUUAUAAGGAAUGGCCAACAUUCGAUUUCCUGAAGGACGUUGUCACGUAUGGAGAAUUGUGGAACGAGUCAUCGUCUUCUGCCAACCACAUUGCUAUAAUUUUUGAAACCAACCAAGCUAGUCUUACUGGUGCUCAGAGUCACCCACUUGCAGAGGCUCUGAAAAUUACUGACUUCCCAUCUCUGGCAAUUUUCAAACGAGGAGAACGAAAACCAGUUCUAAUUGCUGAACUCCGUCGCCUUCUUCUCCGCGAGAUUGACCAAUUCCUGGGAAAACCAUCUGACAAUCAUCUCCAAACGAUUCAUUUCAGCAGUAGAAAGAACAAGACUGUUGACUGCAAUAGCAACCCAGAAUUGUGUAAACCAAACUACUAUGUGUCGGAAGUGGAUAUGCUUAAAGCAAUGCGUUAUGCACUUUUCCGUGAAUCUGCUAGAACUGGAGCCCCACUUCAAGCUGCUAAUCUUUCUGCUCUUUACGAGUUUACUUCCCUAUUGGCGGAUAACUUCCCAACAACAACCAUCGAAGGAAGCGACGACAAUUCGACUGUUCUUCACCUUGACAGAUCUAGCCGUGCUGUUCGCGUGUUUUCAAGACUCCGUGACUACAUAGCUGAAAAGGGAUUGGAAGCACCAAUCAGUGUUGAAGACUGGCAGAAAGAGUUCCUCGCAGCAGAAGAGGAGGCUGGACACCCAUUCCCAUUGAACACUAACUGGGAUCACUGUGCUGGAUCAUCAACUCAGUACAGAGGAUACACUUGUGGAUUGUGGACUACUUUCCAUGCAUUGACUGUUUCUGCAUUUAAGAACUGGCAAGCUAAGACCAAUGAUGUGACACUCCCACUCCCACCACUCCAAUCUAUCCGUGACUGGGUUGGAUCAUUCUUCGGAUGCAAUCAUUGCAGAGAUCAUUUCUUGAAAAUGACAACUGAUACAUUCAAGAUGGAAGCAAAUGUUCGUCGUCCGGAAGAUGUUUAUUUGUACCUGUGGAAAGCUCACAACAAAGUUAACGCGAGACUUCAUGGAAGAGAGACCGAAGAUCCAAAGUUCCCGAAAUACCAAUUCCCAGCCAAAUUCUUAUGUCCUGACUGCAAUACUAAAGGAUUCUUGAACGAAGACGAUACUCAACCCUUCCUAAUUGAUUAUUACUCUAGAAUCCGACCAUUUAGCAACUCUACUCUUAUCAAAUCGUAG
Molecule: messenger RNA, 1665 nt
Organism: Caenorhabditis remanei
Lineage: Eukaryota; Metazoa; Nematoda; Chromadorea; Rhabditida; Rhabditidae
Exons: 11
Coding region: 1-1665 (554 amino acids)
Biological process (GO): protein folding
Cellular component (GO): Golgi membrane
Molecular function (GO): protein disulfide isomerase activity; flavin-dependent sulfhydryl oxidase activity
Source: RefSeq, a predicted model, not a curated record